UAUUAAAGGUGCUCCUUAUAUAUCAAUUCCAACACAAAGCGCGCACACAAAAAAAAUCAAUUGAACUCAUUAUAGCAACAAUUAUCAAGGAGCAUGAGUGAGCAUUCAGAUAAAUUAGGUGACCCCAUCAAAUAUGGAGACAUCUUUGAAGUAUCAGAUGAAUUAAGUAGAAAGCCCAUAGCUCCAAAAGAUGCAGCCGCUAUGCAAGCAGCCGAGAGCAUGGUAAUCGGCAAUGUUAAAAAAGGUGGCCCUGCGGCACUUGCACAAUCGGCUGCUGAUAUGAACGAGAGGCGUGGCCUUCUACCCCAUGAUGCAGUCACCAAUGUUACCAGACACGAUGCAGUUACCAUAUCAAAGACGGAAGUCGAUGGCCAACGUGUUUUCAUUGAGUCCAUUGGUGGACGG
Capsicum annuum is the source of this 405-nucleotide messenger RNA. RefSeq names its product late embryogenesis abundant protein D-34-like. The record is from RefSeq and is a predicted model, not a curated record. NCBI's taxonomy places the organism in Eukaryota, Viridiplantae, Streptophyta, Magnoliopsida, Solanales, Solanaceae.